AUCCUGCCUCGGACGGGGUUGGACUAGAUGACCUCUGGAGGUCCCUUCCAGGUCUGGUGGUGUAGCUCUGCUAGGAGGUUAGACGCUGGUUUGGAUAGGGACGAUCCUAUCCCAAGCAGGGGCUGGAGUAGAUGACUUCUCGAGGUCCUUCCAGCUUUGUGUGAUCUUUCCAUGCUACUUGCACAGCCGCCUUGUACGCUGGCGGGAUUGCAGGAGUGUGCGUGGAUCUGAUAUUAUUCCCUCUGGAUACCAUAAAAACCAGACUGCAGAGUCCCCAGGGCUUCAAGAAGGCUGGCGGCUUUCAUGGCAUCUACGCUGGGGUCCCUUCUGCUGCUGUUGGAUCCUUCCCAAAUGCUGCUGCAUUUUUUGCCACCUACGAAUACGUGAAAUAUGCACUCCACAGUGACUCCUCUUCCCAGUACCUGGCUCCGGUGACACACAUGGUGGCUGCCUCCUUUGGAGAAGUGGUCGCCUGUCUAAUACGGGUUCCUUCCGAAGUGGUAAAGCAGAGGGCUCAAGUUUCGCCUUCAUCCAGCACCUUUCAAGUGCUUUCCAACACUUUAUAUCAAGAGGGUAUUCGAGGACUUUAUCGGGGCUAUAAAAGCACAGUAUUAAGAGAGAUUCCCUUCUCUCUGGUGCAGUUUCCCAUUUGGGAAUCUUUAAAGGAUCUCUGGUCGUGGAAGCAGGGUCACGUGGUCGAUUCUUGGCAGUCGGCGGUUUGUGGAGCUUUUGCAGGUGGGUUUGCAGCUGCAGUCACCACGCCUCUCGAUGUAGCCAAGACAAGAAUUAUGCUGGCAAAGGCCGGUUCCAGCAACGCCAGAGGGAACGUGCUGUCUGCUCUGUUCGAGGUCUGGAAGAAGAACGGCAUAUCUGGCUUGUUUGCAGGUGUCAUCCCUCGAAUGACAGCCAUCAGCCUGGGAGGCUUCAUCUUCCUCGGGACGUACGACAAGGCACGCAGCUUGCUGCUCUGAGCGGGCCCGGAGAUGCCCGGGAUCCAGCGUGAGGAUCCACCGAUCUGCUUUCAGCAAAGAGGCCUUGUACAAACAAUCCUCCAUCCCAGGCUGCUUGAUGUGUCCCAGCAGCUGCUCCACCACCCCAACAAUAUUUCCUCUCGCGUGGGAGGGAACCCAACAAAAACCCUUCAAUAAUCCAAUUUCCCUAACUUGAAAUGUCCCUGCCGUGAAAACAGUGAAGUCAUCACAAAACCGUGCCAAAAAAGUAACGUUAUGGGGGAGUAAACAACUAAUUACCUUGGCUGCAAAAGCCAUUAUUAGGGCUCACACAGGGAAAAUGUUUCGCUAACCACAAGAGCGCGGCUGCGAGAGGAUAAAACCAGGUCUCAUUACUGGCCGAGACCUGGUUCAGCCCGUUGGUGCGGGUUUUGUGCCCCAGGACGAGCGAACAGAGCUGCAGCUGGUGCACUUGCAAGGCCUGGCGCAGUGAUCGUCUUAGGAUUUGCUCGUUUCUGAUUUGAAACGUUCAGUCGCUGUCUGUCCCUCCAGGUGCACAUAGCUGCUCUCUUGCGUGGCAACCAGGGCAUUAGACUCAUUAAACUCACACUUCUCCAGCAAAGGCUGUGGUUGUAUUAUUUUACAGCUAGCCCUGUUCAACAGUGCUUUCUAGGAAAAGACCUGCAGCACUCCCCCCUUUUUUUGCCUGCCUUUCCCUUAGCAGCGCAGGGCAAAUUUGGAUUUUAAACCCCGGAUUGGGACACCACCGCAGAGAAACCGGGACUCUGUGAAAAGGCAGGUGGACCCAAAUGGGGUGUUGCUGGCCUCUUUGCUAAGGACCCCGGUGUGGGUCUGUUAUGGGAAAGCAGCCCUUGUUGCCACCAGCUAGUGGAUCACCUGGGCAGAUGGCAUGGGACUCUGAAAUCCUUGGCACAAAGACAUCAUUUCUGUUCAAUCAAUAGCAUUUUCACACCGCGAUUUUUGUGUCAGCUGGUUGGGCUCUGCGAGGCCCUCAUAAAAUGCAUGACGUGGCCUCCACUUGGUGUGGCACAAGGCAGGGUGCUGGGGCUGCUCAGCACCAGGUAGUUUACCCCACUUUGGCAACGGGGGCGGGGUGGCAGCUCCCUUGCACAAAAGUGCUUUGUGUGUGCACCAGGGUCGUCCCAGUGGGAGUUAGGGCAGGAUGUGAACACGCAGCUUAUACUGGGCAUGGGCUUCCCCAGGCAGAGCAGCUAGUGCCUUGCAACGUGAAAAUGUAUUUCCAUCAAAUGCAGGUAUUUCCACAGCAUGGUUUUGCAGGAAGAUGCCUACUUGGUAUGGAGCCUGCAAGUAAUGAGCAGGUAUCCCAUGCAGUGCAUGGACAGGGGAGAGUACCCAAGCAGCCAGCUCAAGAGGGAGAGGCAGCACGGGUCACAGGGGAGUCAUCUCUUCUUCCCCCUGCCCCGUCUAAAUGUGAAGAGUAAAUCUGUAGAGCUAGAUUAUUAAAGCCUUGAUGGUCUACUGAGCUGUGUCAUCUGAGCACCACGAACCUGCCGCCUGCAUGAAGGCAAACUGAUCCUGAAACGAAUCUCAGAUUAAAACUGGAAUUGCAACCAGCCCCAAAUGCUGUGAUUAUGUGACCAGACAUCAGGCUUCUUCUUUUUUUAGCGGAGUUGCACCAAUGCACUUUGUGGUGGGAUAAGAAAUGGCUAUUAUUGAACCUGACGGAUGGUAACAAGCACAGGGCCCUACCCUCCAUUUAUCAGGUAGCCACGUAUUUUUAGAACAGCCUUCUUGGCUAAAGGCCUCUCACUCCCUUCAGGGACUGGGUGGCUCUGUGACAAGUCACUGGGGCCAGAGACUCUUAGUCCAGCAUUGGAGGGGGUCUCCAUCCAGCCACUCUGCGGUCACACACAUCUUACUCUUACGAUGGUUUGCUCUCCCAGGAAGUCCUCUCCCUGUACGUAUCUUCUGUAUAAAACAGGUUAGGGAAGCUCAGAAUGGGUUUGUUUGUGAUCCCUUAAUUAUCAGCCCAUGUUUUCACUGUUCCUUGUGGAUCCCCCCCUUUACUGUUAACCCAUGUUUAAUGUGACCCCUUAACUGAACCCAUGCCUUUACCGUGCUAAUGCAAAAGAGGUCUGCACAGAGCAAUGCUGACUCACCUGUGCCUAUAGGUAAUGCUGACUCACCUGUGCCUAGGUAAUGCUGCUGACUCUCCUCCCGCCUGCAAAGGCAGGUGACGGGGGUACUUUGUGGGCCCAGAGGGUCUACCUUACUUGAUCUGGCACAGGUGAAACUUUCACUUCUAGAAUGAGGAAAAGGGAUCUAAUGGGUCUUCCUAAAAAUGAAACCUUCAGUGGUAGCCCACGCAAAAAACUCUCUGAGCUUCAACAAGAUGGGAAGAUUAGUAUUAUUCCAAAACUGGACUCAUUUGGGCAAAAAAACCCAAAAAUAGUAGCUUGACCCCAGACAUGAAGUUUCUAAAGGAGCCGUUUUGGCUCAGAAUAAUGUGUUAUCUCCUCAAAUUCACUUUAUUUGCAGGAAACAUGGAUUUCUUAGGGUGAUAUCUUUUAUUGGGCUCACUGCCUAGUUAACUUGGAAGAUAAUGAAAUCUGCUGCUUAUACGAGAAAAUCCAUAAGCUAUAGAAAAAAAAGACUACACAGUGAUGUCUUCCUAAGCCUGUGCAAGAAACAUAACAUCAUCCCAGGGGGACUCGUCAUCUCCAGCCCUUCAGCUAACACACAACUAUAUACGCAAGAAAGCUUUGGAAGUUGAUGUUAGGUGGUCCAGUAAAAGAUGUCUGAAGACAUCCUGGCCUCUCGCAUAAUUUCUGGCCCAUCACAGCUGCAUCAUCACUCUUACACUACCACUUCAGUUGUGGGGCAGAAACACUGUAGUUUUUGGUACGCACAGAGAUAAAAUCCCUGCUCUCCAUGCAACACUUGGCUCAGCUUUACCUCUGUUGCUGCACCCAACAUCUCUACCAUGGGCAGCGAUGCAGUGUAACUGCCCACGCACAGUAUUGGUGUUCAAAGUUGUCCUCGACCGACUCUGUUCCCUACUGACCUCGUUUUUCUUUCGUGCACCCAUCUGCUGACUGUGGCCAGCCAAUUGAGCAAUUGAUGGAUUAGACAUUUCAAAUAAAACCUUUACUGUACCAUCUCAAUACGAUCCUGAGCUCUCCCACUCCACAUGCUAUUGCUGGUACCUCUUUUGGUUCAUCAUACAGAAUUACAUCUCUUGGGUUUAACCCAAUAAGCUGGGUGUUUUUUGAUGAAGUUAUUUCCUAAUCCUUUGGAUGCAUUUGCAGUAGAAACGAGCAGAAAAGAGGGUAGCGACUGGUUAGACUCUUUAUUUAUUGAUUUUUUUUUUUUUCAACCGGAUCUCUCCAAAGCUCACUCUCAACAAGAACAGAAAAGCUGUAAUAUUAUAAAUGAACCUUUAUUAAAGACACUUCAAUGCCAUUUGUUAGACACUUCAAUAUUUUACAUGUUUUUCAAUGUACAACAUUGUACCAAAUGGUUUUUUUUCUAAUAAAUAAAUAACUUUGUACACAAAAGUAAUACUUCCUCUUUCACAUUGCCUCUCAGAAGCAGCAGAUUCACAUAUUUAGUGGAAGUAAUAACAUUAAACAGUUAACGUUAUCAAAAAAUACAUUAUUCUCCAAUGUUAUUGUGGCAAAUGUGCUUAAACGCUUGCAAUGGUGAUGACGUUUCUGCCAGCAAAGUUAGUUAGUUAAAUCUUUCCCAUGCUGCGUGGGGAUAUCCCAGUAACGUUCGCUGCUACUUUCACCAUUCGAGUUAGUUCUAAAAGCAUAUUUUUCUUUGCUUGGGAGGAAAAAUACGCUGGGUUUAUUGAUUGGUUUUUUUUUUUUCUAUUAUCCAUCUCUGAGACAAUGAAUAACGAGAAGUUGGCACUCAACAUAAUUAGCUACCUGCCCCAAAGUGCAUAUGGGUCUACAGUUAGGAACUGAUACAGACAGGCAGCUGGCUUAAUUAUGCCUUGCUUCAUAAAGGCCAGUCAAGUCAUUUACAGUGAAACUUAUCUUUGCCGUCACUCCAGACACAGAUCUGUUUGGGGAGGAGGUCGGCAUCUAAGGAAGGCAGAAUAGUUUGGUCGUCACUUGGGACAGCAUGGACAGACGUCUUGGGCCCGGGCUCUAACGCAUGUGCUGAAGUCCCAUUGAUUUAACAGGUCUUUGGCACAGGCUAUAAGCCUUUCCUGAAUGCAGACUGAAGUGAUCUCCCUGCUCUGACUGCUAUCGAUGCCUUCUGUGACCUACUAAGCUGGCAUAAGUGGCACGCUCGUUGGAUCUUGUUCCAACGAAACGGCCAUUGAGUUGCUUCUAAGAAAACAAAAAAAAAAGAAAGUAAAAACGACCCCCCCAAACAAGCUCUCCCAAGAGUAGUCAUCACCAAAACGUAGCAGUCUUGUAUGAGCAGAACUCCAUUACAAGUAACUGGAAAAAAAAAA
Messenger RNA from Alligator sinensis (Chinese alligator), 5403 nucleotides. RefSeq names its product solute carrier family 25 member 26 (gene SLC25A26). The transcript has 10 exons. Gene Ontology annotation, cellular component: mitochondrial inner membrane. NCBI's taxonomy places the organism in Eukaryota, Metazoa, Chordata, Crocodylia, Alligatoridae. The record is from RefSeq and is a predicted model, not a curated record. Gene Ontology annotation, molecular function: S-adenosyl-L-methionine transmembrane transporter activity. The coding region runs from base 441 to 971 and encodes 176 amino acids.